AUGACACAGAUUAAUCAGAUAAGCGAUAUAGAUGUUCAUCGAAUUACAUCUGGACAAGUUAUCACUGACUUAACGACCGCAGUGAAAGAGCUUAUUGAUAAUAGUAUAGAUGCGAACGCAAGUCAAAUAGAAAUCACCUUCAAAGAUUACGGUCUUGAAUCUAUCGAGUGUUCUGAUAAUGGUGACGGCAUAGAUCCUUCAAAUUAUGAGUUUCUGGCCCUGAAACAUUACACUUCAAAAAUUUCGAAAUUUCAAGAUGUUGCCAAAGUACAAACCCUGGGAUUUAGAGGAGAAGCCUUAUCUUCUUUAUGUGGCAUAGCCAAACUGAACGUCAUAUCAACCACUUCGCCACCAAGGGCGGACAAGUUGGAGUAUGAUAUGCUCGGUCAUAUUGCAUCAAAGACAACGACAUCAAGAAAUAAAGGGACGACCAUACUAGUUUCGCAAUUAUUUCAUAACCUACCUGUUAGACAGAAAGAAUUUAGUAAAACUUUUAAGCGCCAGUUUGCCAAAUGUCUCACGGUUAUACAAGGUUAUGCAGUUAUUAAUGCUGCCAUCAAAUUUUCUGUUUGGAAUGUCACAUCAAAGGGUAAAAAAAAUCUAAUUUUAUCAACGAUGAGAAAUUCAAGCAUGAGAAAAAAUAUAUGUUCAAUCUUUGGUGCAAGUGGUAUGCGCGGACUUGAAGAGGUUGAUUUAGUGCUCGAUCUGAACCCCUUUAAGAAGAGGAUGCUUAGGAAAUACACUGAUGAUCCCGAUUUUUUAGGCCUUGAUUACAGGAUUCGAGUGAAAGGCUAUAUAUCGCAGAACUCGUUUGGAUGUGGUAGAAAUAGCAAAGAUAGGCAAUUUGUCUAUGUGAAUAAAAGACCAGUGGAAUUCUCUACGCUUCUGAAGUGCUGUAAUGAGGUUUACAAAACGUUCAAUAAUGUCCAAUUUCCAGUAGUAUUUUUGAAUCUUGAAUUACCUACCAACUUAAUUGAUGUGAACGUCACUCCAGAUAAAAGAAUGAUAUUGUUGCACAACGAACAAGCGGUCAUUGAUGUCUUCAAAACGAAUCUGACUGAUUACUUCAAUGGACAAGAGUUAGCUCUUCCCAAAAGGAUGUGCUCACAACUAGAGCAACAAGCCCCGAAAAGGCCUAAAACAGAAGCUGCAGAUAAUAAAAGUAUAGCACAUGAAUCCAGUAGCGAAAACUGUCAUGAUGCCAGGAGCGAAAGUAAUCAAUCCAAUCACGCACGUUUUAGUAGUGUUUGUGAAGAAACUAUGGGCGCUACGGACAAAAGCAAGGAUACCGAACUAACUUCCGUAAUGGAUGGUAAUUAUGCUAUCUCCACUGAUGCCAUUGGUUCGGAGUGUGAAGUUUCGGUUGAUUCAUCGCUUUCAUUGGAUGAGGGAAACUCAAGUACACCGACUAAGAAGCCGCUUAGUAUCAAAGCAGAUUCUCAAAAUGUUAGCGCUCUAAACCUUGGCAGUUUUUCCAAUCCUGAAUUUCAAAUCAUGACUAGUUCAGACAAAGCACGUAGCUUGGAAAAAGUUGUUGAAGAACCUGUUUAUUUUGAUAUUGAUGGUGAACAGUUCCAAGAAAAAGCAGUCCUUUCGCAAACAGAUGGGUUAGUUUUCGUAGACGAUGAAUGUCUUCAGCAUUCAGGCUGUCAUCACAAAAAAAGAGGUAGUGCUGAUGCAGAACAAGAUGAUGAGGUUGACUCAGUAUACGCGGAGAUUGAGCCAGUUGAAAUUAAUGUGAGAACUCCUCUAAAAAACUCUCAUCGUUCAAUCUCCAAAGACAAUUAUAGGUCAUUAAGCGAUGGAUUGACACAUCGCAAGUUCGAGGACGAGAUAUUGGAGUACAAUUUAAGCACAAAAGGAUUUGAUGAAAUGAUCAAAAAUGGCAAACAAAUUAGUGGCAAACAAAUGAGUAGAAUCAUAAGUAAAAGAAAAUCACAGGCCCAAGAAAACAUUAUCAAAAAUAAAGAGGAAUUGGAAGAUCUCCAACGAGGGGAAAAGUAUUUGACGUUAACAGUUUCAAAAGAUGAUUUUAGGAAGAUGGAAGUUGUUGGACAAUUUAAUUUAGGAUUUAUUAUAGUAACCAGAAAAAUUGGUAACAAAUAUGAUCUGUUUAUUGUUGAUCAACAUGCAAGUGAUGAAAAGUACAAUUUCGAAACAUUGCAAGCUGUGACUGUUUUCAAAUCACAGAAGUUGAUAACACCGCAGCCGGUAGAAUUAAGUGUUAUAGAUGAACUUGUGGUAUUGGACAAUUUACCGGUUUUUGAAAAAAAUGGAUUUAAGUUGAAAAUUGAUGAAGAAGAAGAGUUUGGCUCGAGAGUUAAACUUUUAAGCUUACCUACAUCCAAGCAAACCCUUUUUGAUUUGGAUGACUUUAAUGAACUGAUACACUUGAUCAAAGAAGAUGGUGGGUUAAGAAGAGAUAACAUCAGGUGUUCUAAGAUUCGGUCUAUGUUUGCUAUGAGAGCAUGUAGAAGUAGUAUAAUGAUAGGUAAGCCGCUGAAUAAGAAGACUAUGACCAGAGUCGUUCAUAAUCUCAGCGAACUGGAUAAGCCUUGGAAUUGUCCUCAUGGACGUCCCACAAUGAGACAUUUGAUGGAAUUACGUGAUUGGAACUCAUUUUCGAAGGAUUACGAAGUAUGA
This is a messenger RNA of Saccharomyces paradoxus, 2643 nucleotides long. RefSeq names its product ATP-binding mismatch repair protein (gene PMS1). The record is from RefSeq and is a predicted model, not a curated record. Gene Ontology annotation, biological process: mismatch repair. Gene Ontology annotation, cellular component: MutLalpha complex. Lineage: Eukaryota; Fungi; Ascomycota; Saccharomycetes; Saccharomycetales; Saccharomycetaceae. Gene Ontology annotation, molecular function: ATP binding; mismatched DNA binding; ATP hydrolysis activity. The coding region runs from base 1 to 2643 and encodes 880 amino acids. The transcript has a single exon.